This is a messenger RNA of Penaeus indicus, 3255 nucleotides long. RefSeq lists its product as uncharacterized. The record is from RefSeq and is a predicted model, not a curated record. The transcript is spliced from 4 exons. The coding region runs from base 1 to 2754 and encodes 917 amino acids. NCBI's taxonomy places the organism in Eukaryota, Metazoa, Arthropoda, Malacostraca, Decapoda, Penaeidae.
AUGCUCAAAAACAAAAGUCAAGCACUAGUACAAAAGGACAGAUGGGAGUCUGAAAAUAAAGUUCAAGUUAAGGAACAAGACAAAGAGGCAAAUGUUUCUAAUACAAUUAAAGUUAACAAGUCUAUUGCUAUGGAUGUUAACUCAAUGAUAGUUCCUGUGUGGUUGCACCAUAAAAGUGACGAGCAGAAAAAAGUCUUGGUGUAUGCAUUACUUGAUGAUCAGUCUGAUGUAUGUUUUAUUAAAAACAGUGCUCUAGGUAAGUUAGGCAUUGGUGGAAUAAAGGUUCAUCUAAGAUUAGCUACUAUGAAUGGUGAACAAACUGUUACAUGCUCUAAAACUUGUGGUUUAAUUGUAAAGGGUGUGUAUGAAAAUAGAGAUAUACCAUUGCCUCAUACUUAUUCUAGACAAGUAAUUCCUUGCAGACGAGAUCAAAUACCAAGACCUGAAACUGCCAGAGGUUGGCCACAUUUGGAAAGAAUAGUAGAGAAACUGAUGCCUUACAGUGAUGAUGUAGAAGUAGGACUCCUGAUUGGUCUCAAUUGUAUUAAGGCAAUUAAGCCAAAGGAAAUCAUUACUGGCAAUGACAAUGAUCCCUAUGCAAAACGAACUGAUCUUGGUUGGGGCAUUGUAGGUAAAGUCAGAGGUGUUGAUUCAAAGGAAGUAGAUGUAGUCUCAGUGCACAGAACAAUGAUGCAAGAAGUAAUAAUUAAUCAUGAGAAGAAAUGUUGUCUUUUCACAGUGCCUACAAAGGUCAAAGAGAUUAUUAAUCCUGAGCAAGUAAAAAAGAUGUUUGAGAUUGAUUUUAAUGAAGUAAAUGAUGAUUGUCCUAUUUCUCAAGAUGAUAAAAUGUUUAUAAAAAGAAUGAGAGAAGGUAUUCAUCAGGUUGAAAGAGGUCAUUAUGAAAUGCCUCUGCCUUUAAAGAAUAUAGAUUUCAAGUUCCCAAAUAAUAGAGAUGUAAUUUUGCACAGGUUAAUGAAUCUUAAAAGAAAGUUUAGGCAAAAGAAAGAUUACUAUGAAGAUUAUGUCAAAUUUAUGAAGGAUCUCAUAGAGAAAGGUUAUGCAGAACCAAUCCCAAAGGAAGAAUUAAGUAGGGAUGAUGGGAAGGUUUGGUAUAUUCCACAUCAUGGUGUUUACCAUCCCAAAAAGCCAGGGAAAAUAAGAGUAGUUUUUGAUUGCAGUGCUCGCUAUCACAAUGUAUCACUGAAUGAUAACCUUUUGAAAGGUCCAGACUUGACAAAUAAUCUUACAGGAGUAUUGUGUAGAUUUCGCCAAGAACCAGUAGCAUUUAUUUGUGACAUAAAGCAAAUGUACCAUCAAGUUAAAGUUGAAUGUCAAAACAGAGAUUUACUUAGGUUCUUAUGGUGGAAAAAUGGUAAUUUAGAAGAUGAAAUAAUAGAAUUCAGAAUGACAGUUCAUCUUUUUGGAGCUACUUCAUCUCCUAGUGUUGCAAACUUUGCAUUAAAGAUGGUAGCAGAUCAGUAUGAAAAAGAUUGUGGUCAUGAGACGGCCAAAUUUGUCAGAAAUAAUUUUUAUGUAGAUGAUGGGUUAAUGUCAGUGUCAACAAAUGGUGCAUGGAAUCCCUUGGGACUAGUAUCUCCAUUGAUUCUAUUAGGAAAGAAAAUAUUCCAGGAUUUAUGUAGGGGUAAAGUAGAAUGGGAUGAUCCUGUGCCUGAUCAUAUUAAACCCUUGUGGGAAAAAUGGAGAAAUGAAUUAUGUGAGUUGCAGAACCUUAAGUUGCCAAGAUGUUAUAAACCAGAAGGCUUUGGAGAAAUGAAAUCAGUAGAAUUACACCAUUUUUCAGAUGCAUGCCAAGAUGGCUAUGGACAGUGUUCAUAUAUUAGAUUUGUUAAUGUUAAUGAUGAAAUUCAUUGUUCUUUAGUUAUGUCCAAGUCUAGAGUUACUCCAUUGAGAGCUGUUACUAUUCCAAGAUUGGAACUGACAGCAGCAGUAGUGUCAAGUAAAGUAAGUGUCAUGUUAAGAAAGGAGCUUGAUUAUCAAAAUAUCAAGGAAAUAUUUUGGACAGACAGUAAAGCAAUCUUAGGAUACAUUUCAAAUGAUGCCAAAAGGUUUCAUGUUUUUGUUGCAAAUAGAGUUCAGUAUAUUAGAGAUAGGACUGAUCCUAUUCAAUGGAAUUAUGUACAGUCAGAGUCAAAUCCAGCAGAUUGUGCUGCACGUGGACUUUGUGUCAAAGAAUUCAUGGAUAAUUUGAUGUGGUGGAAUGGUCCAAAGUUUCUUUGGAAGAAACUUGAUUAUUGUUCCUGUGAUCAAAGAUCCAUUUUUGAGGAUGAUCCAGAAGUCAAGAAAGUGUCAUUUGUAGUAACUUCAAAGAAAGAAGAAUCAUUUCUUGAUAGAUUAGACUAUUUCUCAGAUUGGUUUAGAGCUAAAAGAGCUACAGCAUUGUGUUUAAGACUACAAAGUAAGUAUAAGAAAACCACAGAAACAUCUGAGGAGAAAAAUGAUAAGAGAAAUGUAACAUAUAGUCCUGUGACAGUUUCAGAGCUUGAAAAGGCAGAGAAAGUAAUAAUAAAGGAACUUCAGAGUAAAUACUAUGCAGACGAAAAAAGAGUUCUUCAAACAAAGAAAGUCCUAAAUAAGAGAAGCAGUUUGUACAAAUUAGAUCCAUUUAUGGAUAUUGAUGGAAUCAUGAAAGUACGAGGAAGACUUAGUCAAGCAAACUUGAAUGAAGCAAGUAGACAUCCUGUAAUUUUGCCAGGUAGAUGCCACUAUCACCAUCAAGGUCGUGGCAUAACAUGAAAUAAGAGCAGGUUACUGGGUGGUAAAAGGAGUAAAGAGUUUAAUUAUGUUAUUAGAAUAUAAGGAAUAGAAAUUUUAUUUGAGUUAACUCAAUGUACUUUAUAUCCAGGGAAGUCCCCGCCAAAGAGCUUUAUUUUAUUUGUGAUAAAAGAUAAAUGUUUUAUUUUUGUAUUUACUUUCAGAAAAGAAAGUUUUAUAAAGUUUAUAGUUUUAAGGUAGUAUAAUGUUGAUUGUAAAUUGUAAACAAUUUAGGGGAGCCAUGUAAGUGUAGCAGCCCAGUUAAGAAAGUAAAGAUGAAUAAAAAUGUUUUAAAAGACUAUGUGCCAAAGUCGCAUACAUAGACGGGUAUUGGAACUCGGUUGUUUACUUCAACGGCAGCUGUGGUCGCCUAAACAGCGCCAGGCCCUAUUGUAGGGGUUUGGAGUUUUACGUAUGAUUACGGAUAUGGAAGAUGUAGAAACUGUAUUCAUCAGUUAUGGAGAAUAAAGGAAGCAACAACAA